Cherax quadricarinatus is the source of this 1753-nucleotide messenger RNA. The record is from RefSeq and is a predicted model, not a curated record. NCBI's taxonomy places the organism in Eukaryota, Metazoa, Arthropoda, Malacostraca, Decapoda, Parastacidae.
UUUAAGUCAGGUGGGAAGAGAGCCGUACAGCAAGCUCAGACCUUCAUUAUUAUUCCAAGACAGUGCAGUAAGGGUUGGCCACCCAAAGUAGUGUGUUGUGUGUAAGUGAGAAGUCCUGACUGAGUGAUCUUCAACGUGUCAGUAUAAGUGUGAAGGACAGCAGAAUGAGAGCCCCUGUGGCCAUACUGCUGCUGUUGUUGGGAGCAGCGUCUCUCGACGCAACACUUGAAGAAUGUCAAUGUCUGGAGAGAAACACUGGAGGUGACUCUUGCAGUUGCUCGGAGCCGCUUGGAAGAUACAGCAUCGAACCCUCCAUUGCCAUUUACAACCUGUAUAAUAAGAGCGGGACCAUUGUAGCCCCUCCAGAUCCGAAUGGAAACUUUCAUUACUGCAACUACUGCGAGACUCUCUGGAUCCUGGACAUGGGAGAGUCUGACAUUAAGAUCGAGCUCACUAUUGAGAACACUGACCUCGGCUUCCUCACGAACGCCAUCAACAACAAUGACCUGAUGAACAGCACCGACGGCGACUUCCUUCUGAUUGGCACAGGUAGUGACAUCAUGUCAGGGAACGAACUCCUGUUUUACGGUCGUCGGAAACAAGCACAGAAGGUGGUAAUCCCCGGGGGAGUGGCCCAUGUCUUCUUUUACUCCACUGAGAGCGUCUUCGACGCCACCGGCUUCAACAUAACAUACAACUCCACAAAACAAGUGACCACGCAGGCGCCUAUUACAUACCAACGCUUCUUGAAGUCUCGAAAACUAUUGUGGCUAUUAAUGUGGCCAAACUACAACGAUACCUUCAAGAAGAACAUCGCUGCGAUGGCUACGGACUACCUGCACAGUAUGUUCGUAAUCAACAAGGAUAUUGCUGUCACACCUGAGAUGGUAUUCAUCAAUGACAUGAAGACUUGCCAUCCCUUCAACUGCGAUGUCAACUGUGUUGCUUACAACUUCAGUAUGGACGUAUUCGUAAACGACAAUCCAGUCUUUACCAGUAGAAUGCUCAACCAAAUGUUAAGCGACCCUGAGCUACAGUUCUACAUCACCAACAUCACCGGGACCUCAGAGAUCUGUAACGAGCACCCGAAGAUCUCCACGCCUGUGUACAUUGCUGUACCUCUGACUCUGGUAGUCUUAUCUAUCAUUUUGACCUUCGCGGUGUGCUGGUACAGCAAGAAAAGCGUCUUCAAUGAGAGUCACAUAAAAUACGAAAAGGAGCAGCAGGAGCGCAUAGAGGAUGCUCGUUGUCGCUACUCGGACACCGCCUCCAUCUUGGGGCUGGGUCUGGGUGAGCCCUCGGGAGGGUCCGUAAGUUCCAUGCCCUUCUCCAAGCCCACCAGGGACGACGAUGACUUUGAAUACAAGACUGAGGACUUCGAUAUGACCGAAUUCAGAGAAUAUGAUCCAGACAAUGUGGGACUCUACAUGGCUGACAUCCAGCUGGAGAAUGUGCUAGGGACGCAGCAGCCUAUGAGAUCCUACACCAACAAGGCAUUCGUGCCGGAUGAGGAAGACACAUUUUACCAGAAAAAAUCCACUUUCCACAACAUCAGCGACUCUGAGAGCGACGACUCCGAUGACGGUGGUGUCAUUAACCUCCAAGAAAGCACAAGAGACCAGAGGCAGACCCACUUCCUCGUGCCAGCUGAGGUGCAUGUGGGGGAUGAUUCGGGAGAAACAGUGCUAUAGGGAGACUACGUGGGGCAUAAUUGGCUCACCAACUAAUAAAAUCAAAUUGUAUCUUUCCUCUA